AAUUUCGGUUCAGUAGUUGUUCUCAAGGCUCAGAAGAGGUUACGAAGAAGAAGCGAUCUACGUCUCAGGUCAGGCUCGGCUCUGCAAUCUCAACGCGCACGGUGUGGUUUACCAAAACCCCACAAUACUCACAAAAAACUCUACCCACAAAGCUGUGUUCACAUUCCCCCACCUCCACCACACCCACAAAACCACAACUCGAUCUCCUCUUCCGGAAUCACCAAAGUUUAACUCUACAUCAUCAAACUAUCAGAGAGUAAAGAAAGUUCAUAGUUAUUGGUCACUGGUCCAACUUGGUUGUGGUGGGAGGGAGGAAGGGUGCGGUGCGGUGAUAUCUUCCCCUGUUGACUGACGCCUGCUGCAGUCAUCGUCGACUCAAGGCAGAGAGGAUGGCCUCAACAAUUCAGUCUCUCCUGUCACUGGCAGUCCAUCUCAGUUGCGUCUACUACACCUCCGUCUGCUACUGGUCAGAAAAGAGAAAAGGUAACAACGGUUUUGGCUGUUGGUUUUACAUAGGGCACGUUCUUCGGACCACACUCACCACACACCAACCCAAUAACUAUGGACUCCAUCACCUAUUUUGACGACCGGAUACAUCUCACCGCCUACAAACCUCGCAUUCGAAACAUUGCCAAUGAGCUCACUCUCGCAAAGGUGACUGAAGAAGCUUUUUUCAUCUGCGACCUGGGUGAAAUCAUUAAGAAGCAUGAAGAAUGGAUCUCCCAAUUGCCUCGCGUACAACCUCAUUAUGCGGUCAAAUGCAAUGACAGUCGUCUGGUUCUACAAACAUUGGCUGGACUUGGAACAGGAUUUGAUUGCGCCUCCAAGGCGGAAAUGCGCAAAGUGCUGGAUCUUGGGGUAAAUCCUUCCAGGAUCAUUUUUGCUAAUCCUACCAAGCAAAAUUCGCAUGUCCGUGCAGCCGCUGAAAACAACGUGGUUCGAAUGACAUUUGACAAUGAGGGGGAGCUGCACAAGAUCAAAGCACUUCAUCCCCGAGCGCAGCUGGUCAUUCGAAUUCGUUGCGACGCGGAGAAAGCUCAGUGCCAACUCGGAAUGAAGUUUGGAGUUUUGGUGGAAGAGGCUCCAGAUUUGUUGGAGGCAGCACACGCUUUGGGUUUGGACGUAAUUGGAGUGAGUUUCCAUGUCGGGUCGGGUUGCAUGGAUCCCCCUGUGUUCGAUCGGGCCAUCAAGUCUUGCAAGUGGCUUUUUGGCGUUGGGAAGGAGAUUGGUUUUGAAAUGAACUUUUUGGAUAUUGGCGGAGGAUUUCCGGGAAACACGGGAACAUCCAUUAAAGAGAUCGCGUCCGUGGUCAACGGAUCUUUGGCUGCUCAUUUUCCGGAAGAAUGUGGUGUUGAGAUUAUCGCAGAGCCGGGCCGAUUCUACGUCGCUUCGGCAUUUACAUUGACCACACUGGUGCAUUCGAUUCGAGAAAUUAAAGGAAAUGAGACAGGAGACAACAAGUACAUGUACUACAUCAACGAUGGCGUUUAUGGCAGCUUCAAUUGCGUCAUUUACGACCAUGCCGUGGUUCACCCAGAACUGCUCAAGAACUAUGAAGACGACAAGAAGACGUAUGAAUCAAGUAUCUGGGGCCCAACUUGUGACGGGCUAGACAACGUUUGUCCGCGAGAAAUGAUGCCGAAACUGGAUAUGGGCGAUUGGCUUCUCUUUCGUAAUAUGGGGGCUUACACUUUGGUAGCAGGUGGAACAUUCAACGGAUUCCCGACGCCGAAAAUCUAUUUUGUGGCAUCAUAUGAAUCAUGGUGUCAAUUGAAGGAAUUCAUGAAUCCAGAAGAAUUUGUCACUGACAAUGUGCCAAUUCUAAUGAAGGCGGGCGUGGGAUGCAACCGCGAUGCUGUCGGAUGGGCUUCUGUCGCGGGGGCAGCUGGCUCUAGCUCUGGCUGCCUAAAUAAUGUCCUCAAUGUAUUUGAGCAACCACUCCCAGCCGUGGUUUGCGACAGUCCAAAUAACACCAACAACUAUUUGGACAAUGUCUUUCAGUUUCCUGCAAACAUUCAAGCUCAAUAAUGACGCUCAUUCUAUAAUUCAUAAUUCAUUUAAUUUCAUGGGACGUUUUCAAGGAGUCUUCUUACCCGAUCCAUCAUCGUACUGAUGUCUCCUCCUCCCACUAUUUCCUCAAUCUCUAUUCCAUUAUCUAUAUAAAAAUGUUUUUUGCUCUAUAGUUUCACUCCGAAGCAGAAGAAGGUUCAUGAGAUUCUUUUGAUGAAGCAAUUUUUUAAUUCAAUUUUAAUAAUUUAUGAAUGAUGUUCGUCUCGUCUCGGCUUUGAUUAACACUCAUCAGACGAGAUGAUAUCAUUUGACUAGUUUUACUACACACAUUUAUGUUAGCAUAAGCUUCCGGGGGUUUAACAUUUAAGAAUACAUCAACAGAUGACUCAAUCACAAUUUAUUCUUAUGUACAAAUGGAACUGAUUUUUAACUGCUCUUGGAAUAAAAAUUGUGGGAUAUUUGUCAAACCAUAA
Folsomia candida is the source of this 2483-nucleotide messenger RNA. RefSeq names its product ornithine decarboxylase. Gene Ontology annotation, cellular component: cytoplasm. NCBI's taxonomy places the organism in Eukaryota, Metazoa, Arthropoda, Collembola, Entomobryomorpha, Isotomidae. Gene Ontology annotation, molecular function: ornithine decarboxylase activity. The record is from RefSeq and is a predicted model, not a curated record. Bases 562 to 2028 code for a protein of 488 amino acids. The transcript has 9 exons.